AACAAAGCGUUUCUGGUUGCGUUAUGCAUGCUAAGAUGACCAUCACUAGAUGCUGUAAGAUGAUAGUGCAAAUCUGCGUAGUGUAGGUUCGAUAUAUGCCAUACUAUUAUAGCUCCCCAUCGGUUUCCAGCGGUGAGUACUACGAUGAGGAUGACUUAGUGGACGCCACUGAGUACCAGGUGGCAGCACCACCGCCGUACGUGCCGAUUCGGUCCUACAAUGUCAACAAGUACUAUCGAGGUGGCGUCGGAAAUUUCGGUCAGCACGCUUGCACCACCGUUACGCCCGGCUACCUAGAUUUACGCGAGAAUCAUCGCGGCCACUAUCGUGAUCCAGCGAGAGAGGUACGCAGAGAGAACCACACCAAUUUUACCAUAAUGUCGAAUGAAAUCGGCGCAGACGCCGAGCAGAGCCCGAGAACGCCUCCCAAACCUGGCAGCAGUGGUGGGGGAGGUGGUGGUGGGGCUGAUGGUGGAAGCACCACAAACACAACCGCACCGGUUCUUAGUGGGCCACUGACGAUGGCUACCGGAGAGAACGGUCCGGCGAGCCAGGUUAGUGGUUUACAAACAUCCCAAAGUAACGCAACGGUUGGCGCUGCGGCCGGAUCCACUAGCGCUGUGACCCAACAAGCGACCAGUGGUAAUAAUAACAAUAUCAGCGGUCAAAAGGAGGCUAGAGAAAGUGAACCUACGCUUCCACUGGCGAAACCAAAACCUUUAAUCAGAAGCAAAGAAUCGGUGUCACCGUUACAUUUGAAACGAGCCGGAGUAGCCGGACAAAAGCCAACCUCUCCGAUAAGGAACAACAAUGGAAACUUUGAUGCCAGUCCAGUAGGGGACAGUGAUGUUCUUGGUACGGCUGGGGAUUCAACUGGUACGCGUCAGCAGAACGCUCCGAUAAAUCCGAAUCUUCCGACGCGUCCUGUCGGGGGAAUAAAACCUCGCAAGGGCGGCUGGAGAGGCCGUCCCGAUAGUGAAGCGUUUGUUAACAACAAUCUUUCGCCAACGGACGACGACGAAAGUGGUCCCGUGGUGAACACACGGAACGUGAAUCCGGUGAUAACGAGUAACGUGGUGGUUAAGAGUGGUAAAAUCGGUUCUAGUGGAGGCGGUGCGAUAGGUGGUGGUGGCCGCGGUGGCUGGGGUGCAAACAAACGACGACCAGCAGGAGCAGUAACAGCAGCAGCAGGGACACCAGCUGUACUGCCGAACAGUCAGGCUCAGAGUCCUACGGGGGGUUCACCGGUUGGGAUCAUAGGAGCGGCCACGGUGCCGCCUUCCAUGGACAAUCAAAGUGAAAUCUCAUCCUCUCAACCCCAGACAACACCGGUCCAUCCGGUCAUUGGCGGAGCGGGGCGUACAAGCUCUCGCACCGAUCUUUCCCUUGAGAAUAUUCCCGGUCCGUCCGGCUUACUGCCGCACAACCCGGGUGUACCAGGCACCAUCGGGGGCAAUCCGCAAUCCAGGUACUCAAACCUGUCGUUCUGGAAGGCUAGGCGGGUGCUAUUCUACCGGAAUGGCGAUCCCUUCUUCCCGGGCGUUGAGUUCCGGUUCAAACCCGGGCGUGACAUUUGCACACUGGAGGCGCUGCUGGAUAAGAUCUCCGCCCGGAUGGAUCUGCCCCGCGGUGCCCGCUACAUCUUCUCGAUGGACGGUGACCGCAAGUAUUCGCUGGACGAGCUCGAGGAUGGCUCCAGCUACGUAGUAUCCUCGUUCAAAGUCUUCAAGCCCGCUAGCUAUGGUAAGAAAAAUGGCGUUUGGUACGCCUCGCCGGGAAAUCAGGGCUGGGGUGGCGCGAGUCGCCUGAGCCGAAAGCCGUCGGUGACCGAAGUGGACAACAUGCCCUCGGGCAGCCUCAAACCGAGCGCCGGACGGGUCAUCCGGAUUAUCAACAGCCAUGAUCAUAGUGUUCAGUGCCGUGUGCUGCUUAACCUCCGCACUUCACAACCCUUCGAGGAGGUCCUGGAGGACCUUGGCCAAGUGUUGAAAAUGAUAGCCGCCAAAAAGAUGUACACCAGCAAUGGCCAAGAGGUGCGCAGUUUCUCCCAGCUACGCAACGAGUUCGCCGAGGUCGACACGUUCUAUCUGAGUAACACACCCUCGCUGCCCCUGGGGGCCCUAGGUCCUGGAGCAAUACCUCCCUCGCCAGCCCGUCGCUCCCGCUCGCGGCUGGGCGGUUCGAUGCCGGAUGAUUUAUCCAAGACCACAGCGCGCCAGCGGGCACGCAGCAAAAGUAGACCCCGGGCACUGUACGCCCCGGAGAAUGAACUGGUACGAGCCUCGUCCGAUUAUCCACUGCUGGACUCGAUGAAGGAGGAACCCACCCGCAUCACGAUACGGGGACACCGCCGGACCUUCUAUCCACCGAUGCAUCAUCCACCAGUUGACAAUGCUCCGCCGGAUAAGAAACUAACCUUGUUCUGGGUACAUGGUUACCGCGGAAUAGAUUCGAAGAGAAAUCUUUGGGUACUACCAUCGGGAGAGCUGCUGUAUUACGUUGCCGCCGUUGCCAUUCUAUACGAUCGAGAAGAGGAAGCUCAGCGGCAUUACACCGGUCACACCGAGGAUAUCAUGUGCAUGGAAGUACACCCCUCGCGGGAGCUAGUCGGAUCCGGCCAACGGGCCGGACGUGAUCGCAAAUCGCAGGCCCAUGUCCGCAUCUGGAGUACGGAAUCCCUGCAGACACUGUACGUGUUCGGCAUGGGAGAGCUGGAUUCUGGCGUACUGGCGGUGGCCUUCUCCCAGCUGAACGGAGGCAGUUACAUCCUCGCGGUGGAUGCCGGCCGUGAGAGUAUACUGUCGGUGUGGCAGUGGCAGUGGGGACAUCUUCUCGGUAAAGUUGCGACGCUGCAGGAGGGCAUCUGGGGUGCAACAUUCCAUCCACUGGACGACAAUCUAUUGAUCACACACGGCAAGGGCCACUUGGCAUUCUGGCAUCGUCGGAAGGAUGGGUUCUUCGAGAAAACGGACAUUAUCAAACCGCCCUCGAGGACGUUUGUUACGUGUGUUCAGUUCGAACCGGAUGGUGAUGUUAUCACCGCGGAUAGCGACGGUUUCAUAACAAUCUACAGUGUAGAUGCCGAUGGGGCGUACUUUGUGAGGAUGGAGUUCGAGGCACACAACAAGGCCAUCUCUUGUUUGGUGAUGCUAUCCGAGGGUACACUCAUCUCGGGAGGUGAGAAGGAUCGCAAGAUUGCGGCCUGGGAUUCGUUGCAGAACUACAAGAGGAUAACCGAUAUCAAGCUACCGGAAUCAGCCGGUGGAGUGCGCACCAUUUAUCCACAGCGCCCGGGUCGAAACGAUGGCAACAUUUACGUUGGAACAACGCGCAACAACAUAUUGGAGGGAUCACUGCAACGUCGCUUCAAUCAGGUCAUCUUUGGUCAUGGUAAGCAACUGUGGGCGUUGGCAGCGCAUCCGGACGAUGAGGUGUUCGCGACCGGUGGCCACGAUAAGUUUGUUGCGCUGUGGAGACGACACAAACUUAUUUGGACCUCGUCGGUGGGCUAUGAGAUCAUUUCACUGGCGUUCCACCCGUACGGAGCGGCCCUCGCGGCGGGAAGUUCGGAAGGUCACCUGGUGGUGAUAAACGCCGAGAAUGGGGCAACCAUGCUGACGAUUCGUGUCUGCGGAUCACCUCUGAACAGUGUGGAGUUCAAUCAAGUUGGGGACAUGAUUGCCAUCGGAUCACAGAACGGAAGCAUCUAUCUUUUCCGCGUGUCGCGUGAUGGUUUCUCAUACAAGAAGAUCAAUAAGAUUCGUGGCUCACAGCCACUGACACACCUUGACUGGAGUUCCGAAGGCAACUUCCUCCAGUCGGUGACGGUAGAUUUUGAUCUGUUGUUCUGGGAUGUGAAAUCACUCUCGCCCGAGAAGAGUCCCAUCGCUAUGAAGGACGUCAAGUGGAUGACCAACAAUAGCACGGUUGGAUUCCUGGUGGCAGGCAUGUGGAACAAUAGGUAUUACGCAUCGCCGGCGAAUACCAUCAUCACUACGACGUCGCGAACUGUCGCCCAGGAUCUCAUUGUCAGCGGCGACGGCGAUGGCUAUCUGCGUCUGUUCCGUUAUCCCUGCAUUACACCCCGAGCCGAAUUCACCGAAGCCAAAGUAUACUCGGGAACGUUGGCUUGCGUGAAAUUCCUGUACGGCAAUCAUAGUUUGGUGACGGUCGGUGGAACCGACGCGUCCCUCAUGAUUUGGGAGCUAACCGAAGAAUAGCCACUGUGGCCACCGUGGCGUACAGGUGCCGCGCCACAGUCCCCAUCACCAGGACCAGCAAUCAGCCGAUGGCACCGAGGAUGAUGAGCUAGAGCACGAAGGAGACGACGAAGGGGAUAACGAUUCAGACGGAUACGGCGGUGGUGCUGGUGGUGGUGGUGGUCUUGGUCUCGGCCUCAGCAGCUCCGACCAGUACGGGCGUACGAGGCGUCGUCGGACACGCUCGUCCCGUCGAGCCCCGCCAAGUGUUCGGGCCGUCGCCGCCGUCGAACCGUUCCCCGUCUCACCGCUGGAAGACGAAGAGGGCGAGGUGGAGUACGCAGUCCUGCUGCCGGAUUCGUUUGCCGUUCUAGACUCAUCAUUUUGAGCAACUACAAACCAAUAGCCUAAGAAACCACAAACCGAUAUUUGGGUUGAUUUCCAGCAUGCCCCUCGGCCUUUUUUUUCACAGGCUCGGGGUCUGUUAGAGUCAGCUCAAAUAUUUGUUGGAGAACAGUGCCACGCUGAAUCGGCAAAAAACGGUCCCGACUCUUUCCAAUUUCUUGUAAUUUUCUACAUAUGCCAGUGACCAUGGUCUAAAUGACUUAUUUCAUUUUCACGGAACAAUUCUAGUUGAGACUACUUUCUUCAUAAAGUGCAUGUUUGUUGGCACAAAAGAUCAGAAGUUCGAAUCUAAAAUAUAAACGGUGUUUACUUUUCAGAAAAAUGAUAUACCUUAAAUAAAACAAAAGAACAACACUGGCACUCGAACUCGGACUCGGGACCUCUAUUCCAAAACCGGAUAGAAUUUGAAAUUAGCACGAUGUUGCAUUCUGUAACCCGAACGAGAUCUACUUCUGAAAUCAAACCCAAUCGACAGAUGCAGAGGUGGUUACAUUGGUUACAUUGUUACGGGAAACACCUUAUAGUCUUAUUGUAAUUUUAUAUUAUUGAUAAAGGUUUAACGGAAAUGCUAGGAAAAUUAUAAACAAACAGUUAAGUUCGGAUGAGAAAUACGUGUUCAAAGUAUUCGAAUAACACCAAGUAAUAAUUUUCAUUCAUAUUUCAACAAUUUCAAACUGGAUUCGGGCAUAAAUAAUUUCGAAGUUUGUUUCGCGUGAAUUUUUGCAUAUGUCGAUUGGGUUUGCAUCUCGGACGAUUUUUAGAAUGGAGAAGUUGAUCUCGUGCGGGUUGCAGAAUGCAAAAGUCGAUCACGAUCGGAUUGCGGAAUUUCUAAACUCGUUCGGGUUCCGGAAUAUGGGUGAAUGUCUACUUCGAUUAACAGAAGGGAAGCUCCUAUUUUUGUAAGGAGUGUAUCGAAAAGUAGUCUUAAACUUUCAAACAUCAAAAUAAAACGGAAUACAUUCAGAAAGUGUUUACAAAAGUGAAUGAAAAGAAAAGAAAGUGUUUACAAUGAAAUGAAAAAAUCAAGCUUAUUGUAGAUUUCUAAAACAUGAUCGAACCUUAGAUUUAAAUCCACUCAUCAAAUUCUGCAAAGUAGUUUUUGUGCACUUUUCGGACGCUUCCGACCAACUCUUCUUGAACUCUGACAUAUUUUUAGACACUGUACCUUACUUCUUGACCUUGGCCUUGACAAUUGUCCAGUAACGUUUCAUUGGCCGCAGCUGAGAACAAUUAGGUGGAUCGAGGACUUUUUCGACGAACAUGAUGUUGUUUUCCGAAACAUUUUUUGCUUUUUAUAGCUCUUUAGACCAUGAGUAAUUCUAAAAAUCGUCCUAAAAAUGCAGAUUUUCAAAACACGUAUUUUUUAUUCGAAUGAAAGUUUGUUUUCCGUUUGGGUUGGAGGAAAUAUGAGUUUUCCACAGCAAUUGGGAUGUUUUUUGACUCAAGUGUAACUUUCGAAAAGGGCGUAUCGAUUUUAGUAAGAGAAAUCUUUGAUAAUUUGUAUCUCAAAAACUAUGAAUCGUACCGAAAUAGUGCUAUAGGGUAUUAACAUUAAAACGUGAAAAAAAAAUAUACACUGAGAAAAAAUAUUAGUACAUUUUUACUAAAAAAAACCUUUAAUUUGCUAGAACGCAUAUUUUUAAAUUUUUCUUAAUUUUUUUUCAUAUAAAAAGGUCAUGUAGAAAAUUUCAAAAAUUGAUACAAGAUGGUAAAACUAUUUUUGACGUACUUUGUGGAACAUCGAAUUUUUAUUAAUUUUUGAAACUUCGAAUUUUUGUUUGUUAACAAUCAUUUUUAGCCAAAAAUCAUGAAUCCUGAUGUCAUUUAAAACAAAAAAGCUUUAACAAUCUCCUCAAUCUCAAUCGGAGUACUAAUUUUUUUCUCAGUGUACAUUUUUUCACGUUUCAAUACGCAUCAAUACUCUAUAACUCUUUCUAAGACACUAUUUCGGUACGACUUUUAGUUUUCGAGAUAUAAAUUAUCCAACAUUUCUCUUACUAAAACCGAUACGCCCUUUUAAAAAGUUACACUUGAGUCAAAAAAUUCCCAAUUACUGUGUAUUUCCUCCAAGCCAAACGGAAUACAAACUUUCAUUCGAAUCAAAAAUUCUCAUGUUUUGUCAUCUGUCGAUUUCAUUUGGAAUUGCUCCCAUGUCUUUGUUUAAUCCGCUGAAUCAUCCCAACACUGGUUCUAAACUUCUUGGCCAAAUCAAAAAUAGAUGCAGACUGUGAUAUUCCGACAUACAAGGCAUACAACACUGUUAAAUGCUCAAAAUCCAAUAUAUAUUUCUAUUUCAAUGCAGUAAUCAACACACUCUAACUGUCAUCCCAACUACACACUAAAUCUAGGAUACCACACAGACCAGACAACUUCUCGGUCCGAUUCGAGAUUACUUGGUUCAAGUUUUCGUUCAUUUCGGCUGAGAUCCUCGAAAGAACACUCAUUACCGAACUUUACUUCGAUUCGUUGAACACUUCCUGGACAAACUUUGAAUUUAUUCGCUAUUUUGUGGUAACACCCUUUUCGAUGCACCAUUUUGGCCGAAAUUUCGGUUUGGUUUCCAAAUCAAUCCGCGACAUUUCGAAAACAACUUUAUAACCGCGAAUAAAUGAUUUGUAUUUCGAUUUUUGACAUGUAAACAAAGCGUGCUCUGAUUGCACGACAAAAAAUAGUUCACUCGUUUGUGUGUAAAAACGUGUUGAAUGUUUAAGACUACUUUUCGAUACACUCCUUACAUGCCCUUAUGAAAAAACGAUCUCAACUAUAAUUGAUCAUAUGAUAAGCAAAAAUGUCGUUUUUGGAAGCCACCGUCAUAUAGAGAAUUACUCGAAAUAAAAAACAAAUGAAAAAGACUCGGGACAGGCUCGGAAGGCCGAUUCUGCGUGUUAUUGCUUUCUGAAGUGAGCAACAGGAUACAAUCCAAACAACUAACCUACAACAGGAUUCGGUUAGAUUUAGAAAACCGUGUUUUUACCAAAACCUAAAUGGACCGCUACCGUUAUGAGGCAGUAAGGAACCCAGAAACAGUGUAAAGUAUUUUCUAUAAGACAGAAGAAGCACCCAAACACACACACAGAGUCACGUACCCACUAAAAAAAGAGACAAGUGCACUUAUUUUAACCAUUGUUUACAUAGUUCGUAUCGUAAGUUAUGCUGGAAAAUAUUUGGGGCGUCAUAAAGAGAUCGGAUUUUCCCACGAAACAUUGUCGUUGAGAUCUGUCACGUAUUUGUUACCAAAUUAAACAAUAGAUUGUUAACGGAACGUUAUUUGUAGAAAGUUUAACUAAAAUCAAGUUCAAGCUUUUUAGAAAAUUUUUGAUUGUUUUCCAGUUUUCUAUAGUAAAUCCCAAAGAAAAUAUAAAAAUAAAAUAAUUGAAGACAUCUGGAGUCACCUCUUUGAGCAAGAAAUCCAAGAAGAGUGUUCUCUAGCAUCGAAUGUAACUAUUCUUCUGAUAAGCAGCAGGUGCGCUGGAACGCACAUUCCUAUUCCCCUCUCGAAUGACACCAAUCAUAUUUGAGGAAAAAUAAACAAAAUCAAAUCAAUAGAACCAACUGCGAGUGGGAGUUUGGCACCAAUAGAUGUAAUCCUUUCGAUUGCGAAUAUGUGCGAGUGUGUCCAGCUUCCCUCGCGAAAACUUUGACAGCAGUAACAUUAUUUGGAAUUGACUUGCGAGCCGAAGCAAAACAAAAGCAACACUUUUUAUAAACAUGUCAAACUGAGAAGAAUACUGCCAAUAGCUGUAAGAAUACAUUUUUUGUAACAAGAGCGAAGAGAAGGAAAAGAGUUAGAAACGUACACCUUGUUGAAUUCCAGUUCUAAACUUAGCGACGAAUUCAUAAUUUUGUAGACUAGGAUAUUUCAAGGAUCACGAUGAGGAUGGGAUAAAAUUUGUGCGUUGAAGCUGAUGUUUGAAACCGAAUUGUGGUGGUUGUGAUCAUACGAACCUUUCCGAUAGAAAAAAAUUUAAUCAAAAAUACCCAACAUUACUAACGGUUUAGUGAUCUGGAAAAAAACCUAAUAACCUGGGAGUCUACUUCCACACAUCCUCAUUCAAUACAUUGUGGAAACAAGUAGAAUAUUAUCCUAACGACGAUAAAUCAUAUCAGAACAUUAGCUUCGACUUUCUUUUUAAAACUAUGAGAUAUCUUAAUUUAAGAAAAGCAACAGUUGUCUGUUGAAAAUCCAGAAAUUUGUGUUGAUUGCGAUUUAUUGUGAUAAUCAUUUGACAGAGUAUAUAUCCAUUGUUAUUACUUAUAUUAGCAUAAUCUGUACAACUGGUGCAACCGAAACCAAAGCGAACCCCAUUCCAACAAGGAAUUAUAUAAUGUUAUCGUCAGGCAUACACAGCAGCAGCAACAGCAGCAACAACAACAACUAACGACACAUUUGAAUUUUGAAAAUGGAAAUCAUUGACCAAACAAACAAGAAUACUCUCUUUACGUAACUACAUUUAUUCCAGCGCGAAGAAUAACGAUGCGGAGUGUGCAGAUUGAGUGUUGGUUCUACAGACGCGAAUCGAAUGACAUGACAUGUCUUAGCGAUUCCUUCACACGAUAUUUCAAUCCAAUGGAAAUUUUGAACAUACCUACUGCAUGGAACAAUGGAUCUGUAUAAAAACAAAAUUUGAAACCAUGAAAUAUACUAAAA
Molecule: messenger RNA, 9252 nt
Organism: Toxorhynchites rutilus septentrionalis
Lineage: Eukaryota; Metazoa; Arthropoda; Insecta; Diptera; Culicidae
Gene: DCX-EMAP
Product: echinoderm microtubule-associated protein-like CG42247
Exons: 11
Coding region: 96-4220 (1374 amino acids)
Biological process (GO): intracellular signal transduction; microtubule cytoskeleton organization
Cellular component (GO): mitotic spindle
Molecular function (GO): microtubule binding
Source: RefSeq, a predicted model, not a curated record